Molecule: messenger RNA, 2015 nt
Organism: Vicugna pacos (alpaca)
Lineage: Eukaryota; Metazoa; Chordata; Mammalia; Artiodactyla; Camelidae
Source: RefSeq, a predicted model, not a curated record
CGCACGCAUGCGCCUCAGACUGACACCUCCGGACAGCGCGCUCCCCUCCCCCGCGCCCGCCCGCCCGGUCGCAGGCCCGCGAGUUGAUCCCUGCGCCAGAGCCGCGCCCGCCCACCUCGAGGGGCUGCAGGGCCGGCUGGCCUGCGCCCUUGGCCGGCGGUCACCUGCACUCACUCCCCUUCACCUGCCUGUGCGGCCCGGCGGCGGGAGGGAGUCUCUCAGAGGCUCCUCCUCCGCAGCCCGGCUCCCCGCCUCUCGGCUUCCGCAUCUCCCGCCAGUACGUCCCUGUCCCCUCCCUCUCUCAACUCUCGGAUCCCAGGGGUGUCAGGCCGCGGCCGGGCCCCAGCAUAUGGCCAGGUGGAGACGGCUUGGGCGAGCACAGAGUGGCCAGGAAGUGGCCAUCCUGUGGCGCACUCUGGUUGUCCCGCCAAGGCCUCCAGGAACCCGGGUUUUCCUAGGAAACGCGGGGACCAGGAGGGCCCGCCCCUGCGGGAGGAGCGCAGCGUUGACUGGCGAGCUGGCCAAUGGGCGGCGAGGACGGCAGCACAACGUGGAGCGGCUGCAGAAUGUAAACACAGCCGGGCGCGCGGCGGGCCACGUGUGCCCCGACUGCCACCCGCCGGCCGCCGGGACCACCGGGAACCAGCUGUGGCACCCCAGGGCAGCCAGGCUCAGCGAUGCCUGUCUUGCACUUAGCUCCAGCCCGCCGGCCGAGGAUUCCCUCGCUGCUUCUACUAAAGUCCUGCUCCAGCGCGCCCCAAGAUCGGACGUCUCCAAGUAGGACAUGCGGUUGAUAGUCGGCAAACUGGGUUUGCGGCGGGAACAAGUGGGGCGGGGGACGCCGGCAGGAACAAAGACCCCCGGGGUAGAGGAGCCGCGCGAAGGCUGCCUUGAACCCGCCGCAGCUCGCGCCAGGCGCGGACCGGCCGUGCUGGGCUCUCUGCCCUGGCCCGAGCGAGCGGCUGGGAGAGUCCGGGGAGACGCGGCCGCCCGCGCCUGCCCGGCACCGCGGCCCAGGCGGGAGCCCUUCCCGAGAUGCACCAGGCGGCGGCGGGGAGGACAGUCCCGGGGUCCCCGCCCCGCGCCUUUUGUGCCGCGUCGCCGGUGUGAGCCUAGGAAUAACCAGCGCUCUUCCGGGCUUUUUCGAUUCUGACCACAGUCUCGUGACGCCGGCAAAGUAAUUGUUUUUCUCCCACAUUUACGCAUGAGGAAGUAAAAAGCUUGCCCAAGGUGACCUGGAAUCAGAAGAGCCCCAGAAUCUUGUCAGUCCAAGAAACUUCAUACCAUUUAUGAUGCUUAUGAUGGCUUUCUUGAUGGGGGGUGGGGGUUGCCUCCUUUUUGCAGUCACCUCAAAACGCUGUGCUGUUCAGCUGUAAAGCUUAGAGAGCUAACAGCGUGAUGAUAAGAAAUGGGAGGUCUUCCAGCAAGCAUGUGUGACCAGAACCGAAGCAAAACUGGUGGCAAUCAUGAGUGAAUUUGAUAGUUAAAAUAAGCUAAAAACCAGUCUUAGGGCAUUGACGCCCAGCACUGGGCUAACUAGUAAAUUACUUGUAAACCUUGGGCAAUGCCCUGGACUUUGAAGUGAACAGAGUGCAAUCCUAGUAAAGGAAAAUUUAGAAAGAAUCUUAAGACUGCUUUGUGUGGAAACGGAUAGGUUGAAUUCUAACAUAUUAGAAGUGUCAGGUCACUGGUCAUGGGGGACUAAAAAGAACAUGCGCUUAUCCUUCAAAAGGACCGAGGUUUUGAUCCUGCUCUACUUCAAGUUACCGAAUCCCUCUGAGCGUAGGUUUCCUCUAGAAAAGAUAAAACAAAGCACUCAUUUCAAGGGUUGUUUUACAGAUUAAAUUUUACCACAGUUUUUUUAAAAUGAAGUAUAGUUAAUUUAUAAUAUCGUAGUUAGUUGCUGGUGUAUUACAUAGUGAUUCAGUCUUAUACAUAUAUAUUUUUUCAGAUUCUUUUCCAUUAUAGUUUAUUACAAGAUACUGAAUACAGUUCCCUGUAUUAUACAGUAGGAC